UGCAUCUGCUCGGGAUCUCUGCUGACCAAGAAAGCAUCUGCACCGAGCUUUUCAAUGGCUUCCUUCUUUUUACUCUCAGAAGUACUGAUCACCGUCACUUUAGCCCCAAAUGCCUUAGCAAAUUUGACAGCCACAUGACCGAGCCCACCAAGGCCAACAACACCAACAUGGGUUCCAGGUUUAUCCAAUCCAAAAUGUCUCAAUGGGCUGUAAGUAGUAAUCCCAGCACAUAAGAGAGGAGCACCAGCAUCAAGUGGCAGCUUCUCCGGCCAGCUAAGCACGAAAUGCUCAUCGGCAACCAUUAUAUCAGAGUAGCCUCCAUAAGUGAUGCUCCCAUCUGGGUGUUUGUUGCCGUAUGUCAACACCAUUUUUGGGCAGUAGUUUUCAAGAUCUUCGGUACACAUCUCGCAGCUGCGACAUGACUCUACUAAGCAACCAACACCCACUUUGUCACCCACCUUCACUUUGGUCACCUUGCUCCCAACUUCAGUUACCACUCCCACAAAUUCAUGGCUGUGGGUCGUCAAUCACAACAAUUGGUAAUAAUAUUAAUUUCAGCAAUUAAGUACUCAGGAAAGGUUUAAUUGUAUGUAACUAGUUGUAUGGAGUUUACCCUGGCACGAUCGGAUAAGGAGUCGACCCCCAUUCGUUCUUAAUCAUGGCAAGAUCUGAAUGACAAAUCCCACAAUACAACACCUUAAAUUGCACAUCCUUCUCACCAGUGGCCCUUUCAAAUGAAAUAAUACUCGCAUUAUUAAAAUCCAUAAUUCAGACAACAAGAGAAAAAGCAGUAUGAGAAGUGUACCUUCUUGAGAAGUUGAACGGGGAGAGAUGGCCAGAAGGGUCUCUAGCAGCCCAUCCAAAGGCUUUCACUGGGUGCUCUGUCGCCAUUUCUGAGUCAAAGAUUUCUAUUUCUUUUUGGUAUAUAUAUAUAUAUGUGGAAUUUUGCAGAAGUUGGAAGAGGAGGAAAGGAAAAAUCACUGAUCAGAGAUGAUAUUUUGGAAUGAUUAAGGAGGAGAAUUCAGAAAAUGGAAUGACGAGUACAAUAAUUGAGUCAAGUGCGCGGGGUCGUAGUGGCUGUGGGCCGGUGAGCAAGAAUACCUUAAGAUUCGGAUUACAAUCAAACAUGUGAGAAUUUCUUUAAGGUUUCUGCCGACAACUAAUAUAUUGCUUUCGGAGGUUGACCAUAUGAGUUUGAUAUAAUUGAUGAUUGGACUGUAUUUACUAGUAGUAAUAUUACAUUUUUACGUGGGAAGAAAAGGGAAAAUAAAAAGGAGUUACUUAAUUUUGGGCCUGAAUGAUUCGGAUUCAAUUGGGCCUCCUUCUUAAUCACUCGGCCCUUUUACAUUAAUACCAAUCACUCCGUUCGUCGAUUCCCACUUCGACUUCCCAUUCCCUCCGGCACCGCCGUCGUUGUGUCAAUAGUGGUUCUACUUCUCUAAUUCCCCGGCGGAAGUUUUUCUGUUUGUUCUUCGUAUUAGAGCUUCCAUACUUUCUGCAACUAUAUGGAGUCUAACUCAGUCAGCCCUGCUGAAAUUAUUCGCAAAAUUGAGUCUCUAAAAUCCUCCAAGAAUGAUAUAGAGCGCCAAAUAUCCGCUUUGGAAGCUCAGCUUGAGAAACUAAACUGUAAUGAUUACGGAAGGAUUACUCAAAGCUCAAACGGAGAAAUCACUUCAAAUGGUUCAACUUGUCCUUUAGUCUCCAGCUUGGGUCCUGCUACUGGCCAUGGAUUGGCUCCGGACAUGAUUUAUAGAUACAGCCGCCAGCUCUUACUCCCUUCAUUUGGAGUUCAAGGGCAGGCGAAUCUCUUGAAAUCGUCAGUUUUAGUUAUUGGAGCUGGAGGGCUCGGGUCACCCGCACUUUUGUACCUGGCCGCUUGUGGUGUUGGUCGAAUAGGCAUUGUUGAUCAUGAUGUUGUUGAACUUAACAAUCUUCAUAGGCAGAUCAUUCAUACGGAAGCAUACAUUGGAAAGUCCAAGGUGGAGUCAGCUGCGGCUGCUUGUCGAGCGAUUAACUCAAAUGUUGAGAUUGUGGAGCAUAGAGAAGCCUUCCGAACUACAAAUGCGUUAGACAUCGUUCGAAAGUAUCCUUCAUUCCAUGCAUACAAACUUCCUCUUGUUUCUGGAGCGGCACUUGGACUUGAAGGACAGCUCACAGUCUACAAUUACAAUGGUGGUCCUUGCUAUCGAUGCUUAUUUCCAACUCCACCGCCUACAACAGCAUGUCAACGUUGUUCUGAUAGUGGAGUUUUAGGAGUUGUCCCUGGUGUUAUUGGGUGUCUUCAGGCCCUGGAGGCGGUAAAGAUUGCGAGUGCGGUUGGUGAUCCACUCUCCGGGCGGAUGCUUCUAUUUGAUGCGCUUUCUGCCCGGAUGCGAAUUGUGAAGAUUAGGGGAAAGUCAGCUCAGUGUGAAGCUUGUGGUGACAAAGCAGCUCUUAACGAAAGGCAGUUUCAAGAGAUUGAAUAUGAAAUCUUUACUCAGACUCCAUUCUCGACGGCACCUUUGAAAUUAAACCUGCUUCCAUUGGAGGCCAGAAUUACCAGCAAGGAAUACUACCAGAGAGUUGUAGGGGGAGAGCCGCAUGUGUUAGUAGAUGUAAGACCAGCUCAUCACUAUAAGAUUGUUUCACUUCCCAAUUCCAUUAACAUUCCCUUGUCAAGUUUGGAGGGGAGGCUGCCGGAAAUAUCAGAUGCGUUGGGCAAUAAGGAGGUAGAGACCAAGGAAGUAACCGCUGAUUCUGGGAGGGCUCUGUAUGUUGUUUGCAGAAGAGGUAAUGAUUCGCAAAGGGCGGUUCAAUACCUAAACAAAAUGGGAUUCAACUCGGCCAAGGAUAUCAUCGGAGGCCUCCAGUCUUGGGCCGAUGAUGUGGACCCCAAAUUUCCCAUGUACUAA
Messenger RNA from Oldenlandia corymbosa var. corymbosa, 2891 nucleotides. The record is from the annotation of a GenBank genome assembly. Lineage: Eukaryota; Viridiplantae; Streptophyta; Magnoliopsida; Gentianales; Rubiaceae.